This is a messenger RNA of Fomitopsis serialis, 1200 nucleotides long. RefSeq lists its product as uncharacterized. The coding region runs from base 1 to 1200 and encodes 399 amino acids. Lineage: Eukaryota; Fungi; Basidiomycota; Agaricomycetes; Polyporales; Fomitopsidaceae. The record is from RefSeq and is a predicted model, not a curated record. The transcript is spliced from 11 exons.
AUGCGGCAACUCGCAUCCUUCCAGUCUUGUCUGGAACUCAUGCACUCAUGUCUGGACGCCUGGCGGAAGGGCGCCACCUUCGACGCGGUAUCACUUGACACGACUGUCGACCGUGCAGCCGACGAACAAGACAGGACGUACGUACCGCCGGCAAGAGGCCUCAGAGUCAUUGGCGGUGGGAGCUCAAGCGACGUCAUCCGACUCCUUGACUCGGAUCUCCUAAAUUGGAGGUUCCACCGCAGCGGCGUGUUCCUGCGUACGACCAGAGCGAUGCGUGUGCAGCUGAAGUUGCGAUGUCGAUUGAGGGUCGCGGGGAGUGGAAAGCUGUCGUUCCCCUCCAUUGACGACAGCGAGCCUCAGCGAGAACUCUUGGGCACCUUCUUCUCCUCGCCGUAUACCACGCUGGCAGUCGCCGUUCACGUAGCCUCUGGAUCCAACGACACACACCUCAAGAGCCCCGCCUCUGCUGCACUCCUCCCCGGCUACUCACCAAUAUUCUACGCAUACCCGCUCACGCUUCCUCUGGCCCCACACCUCGCUACGUUGCCCUUCGUCCCUGGCUGGUUCUCGCAUCCGCCCUCCCAGGAAUGUCGACCGCUGAACGGCAUCGGUCUCGCCGGCGUGCCACCCCGUAUCUCUGUCAGCGCUGCUGGAGUAACCAUCCCGUUGACCGUCGAGUACCGUGGGCCAAGCCGCAUGCGUGCCUUCUCGCUCGUUGGCCCUCUACUGGUAGUGCGCGGCCCGGGCAGUGAUUACGGCGUGAUUCGGGACACGACGACAGGUAUACGUGCCAGCAAAGCUAGUUCAAAUCCGAACGUGUGCUGCUGGCUUCUCGCGCCUGGUAUCGCCGUAAGCACCCGCUGCCUUGUCGACUCUCGCGUCACAGAUCUGUCGAGCCCCGCGUGCGAUCGAGUGAGGUAUUGCCGGAGUGUUAUUCCCAUACACCCGUUCCACCGGUAUCACAACACAGGCUGCGGGCGAUCAAUUACGUCACUUUCUCCCGACUACAUGUUCUUCAUCCACGGCGGCCCACCGAUUCACACACCUAGUGCGACGAACGCGCUCUGUUCGCGGAUCAUACUCCCCAAAGCUGACCCGGUCCCCAUGGCGGGCUUACUCGGCGUCGGUCCCCGGGAUGAACAGUAUGCGCACAAUGCUGCGAUAUUCGAUGUCCCCGUCGUUGGACACAUGCAACCGUAG